This is a messenger RNA of Colias croceus (clouded yellow), 1336 nucleotides long. Its product is annotated as translocon-associated protein subunit alpha. Gene Ontology annotation, cellular component: endoplasmic reticulum membrane; endoplasmic reticulum. The transcript is spliced from 5 exons. The record is from RefSeq and is a predicted model, not a curated record. Bases 140 to 979 code for a protein of 279 amino acids. Lineage: Eukaryota; Metazoa; Arthropoda; Insecta; Lepidoptera; Pieridae.
GAGAAAAUUGGCAUUCGUGAACAUCGAGCUUUUGCGGUGGCGGUCGCAUAGAUAUUAUAGUACGUGAAGUGAAUGUCUCCUAGCUAGCAUCAAUUUAGUAUAUUUCUUUAACCUUAGUUAUUUUUAGAAAUAAAUCAAAAUGAAACUCAUCUACCUAAUGUUAUUAGUUUUACCCGCGGCUCUGCUGUGCUUCCAAAACGCUAAUAUCCUAGCAAGAGCAGAGGAAGACGAACUGGAUGAUGUAGUGGAUAUUGAAGGUGAAGACAACCAGGUUGUCGGUGAUGAUGUUAUUGGCGAUGAAGAUGACUCUGUUGUAAAGUCAUCACAAGAUGUAGACACGACCAUAUUGUUCACCAAACCCAUCACUAACUAUGGUGAUGUGUCAUUUGAUUUACAAGCCGGAAAUCCAGUGGAAUUCCUCGUUGGUUUCAUCAACAAGGGCUCUGAAGACUACUUGGUGGAGACAAUGGAAGCUUCCUUCAGAUAUCCUCUGGAUUACACUUACUACAUCCAGAACUUCACCGCUCUGCCUUACAACCGCGAGGUCAAACCGAAGCAAGAAGCCACCUUUGCUUAUUCGUUCAUUCCUAAUGAAGCGUUCGCUGGCAGACCUUUUGGAUUAAACAUUCAGAUCAACUACAAGGACGCUAGCGGCAACUCAUACCAGGAAGCAGUCUACAACCAAACAGUCAACAUUGUCGAAAUCUCUGAAGGUCUAGACGGAGAGACAUUCUUCCUAUACGUAUUCUUGGGUGCAGCCUGCGUACUGAUCCUCGUGUUGGGCCAGCAAGCUCUAUCAUCACUCGCCCGUCGUCGCUCACCGAGAUCAGCCCCUAAACCCUUGGAGACUGGUACAGCUAAUGAUGUAGAUUACGACUGGCUGCCGAAGGAAGUCGUUAACCAGUUGAAAAAAUCACCCAAGACGCCGAAACAGUCGCCACGCAUGAGGAAGGCCAAGAGAUCGGCGGGAGAUGACUAAUUUUAGUUUUUUAAAUUAAUUUUUAGUUAACAUCAAAUCAGCCAGGAGUUUACAGUGAUCAGUCAAUUAAAAUAAGAAUAAGAUUUCAAUAAUUGUAUACUGCAAAAAUAAUGUUAAUUAGUUUAGGAAGCAGUUGAUAUAGCUUUCUUUUUCACUUUUUAUACUUACACCUAAUAAAAAUUAACUAAGAUGUACAAUAAAUUGUCUUAAUUCUUAUUUUAUUUGAUGUAAAGUGAUGAGACUGUGUGUUUAGUUUAAGAGUGAGAGUAAAUUAUGGAACAAAAUGAGUGGACAUCUUUGCAAUAAUGUUGCGUUACGAGAAGACAUUAUUUAAAUAUUAAAAAUGUUACAUUUUUA